UUGGCUGACAGAUUGCGUUUUGAUUGUGCUCUGUAUAUACCACUCCAUCAAUGAAUUCCCAUGCUGAUACUAUUUGGGAGGACUUUUUAAAUUCGAAUUACUGAUGUGCUGUGCAAAUUGAUUUGUUUCAGUACCAUGUGAUAAUUGUGGCAGCUAGAACCUAGACAAUUGUGGCUUCUUUUCUCUUCAGCCUUGUGGUAGUUAUCUUGGUACAAUUUUAAUGGAGCAAGUAACUGUAAUUGGAGAAGGUGCAGCACGGUGCACUGAGCUUAGCUGGAGCAUGCUGCCAGGGUUCAUUUCAUUCUUCCAUCAGAAUAUAAAUUGGCCAGACUUGCUAGCAAAGCAUCAGAAGUUGUUUCUUUGUGUGGUGACUGGAGUCGGCCAUGGCCGCGCUGCGACAAGCUUCAACGGCACUCCGGUUGCUGUUCGUGGCUGCGGUGAUCCGGUUGCUGUUCGUGCCCGUGGUGAGCAGCACCGUCGCCUCCAUGGUGGUUCCGGCGAUCUUUGUGUUCGGCGACUCUACUGCUGAUGUGGGGAACAACAACUACUUGCCGGGGACCAGCGCCAGGGCUGAUUUUCCUCACAAUGGCGUCGACUUCCCCGGCGGUGAGCCGACGGGCAGGUUUAGCAACGGCUUCAUUGGCGCCGAUUUCUUGGCUGUCCACAUGGGCUUCAGCGGGAGCCCACCGCCGUACCUCUCUCUCAUCGCCGGCAGUGGCGAGGCAUUGGGCAACACGACGACGAAGAAGCCGGUAGCCGCUUCUGCCUCCAUGAGAGGAGCCAGUUUUGCCUCUGGAGGCUCCGGUGUUCUUGACUCCACGGGAGACACGAUCAACAUGACGAAGCAGAUCGAGUACUUCUCGGAUCUCAAAGACCAGAUGCUGUCAGCCAGACUGGGUGCCUUCGGUGCGUCGGCCUUCCUGUCCAAGUCCAUCUUCCUCAUCAGCGCGGGCUCGAACGACGCCAUCGACUUCUUCUCGCAGGACACGUCGCCGGACUCCACCGCGCUCCAGCAGUUCCGGGAAGCCGUGGUCUCCACGUACGACAGCCAUGUCAAAACACUGUACAACCUGGGGGCGAGGAAGUUCGCGGUGAUCGACGUGGCGCCGAUCGGGUGCUGCCCGUACUGGAGGAGCCGGAACCCGGCCGGGGAGUGCGUCGAGCCGCUGAACCGGCUAGCGAAGAGCCUCAACGAUGGGAUCCGGGACCUGUUCGCCGGCCUCGUCUCCGAGAUGCAGGGCAUGGAGUACGCCAUUGGCAGCGCCUACGAGCUCGUCUCCAGCAUCGUCGAAGACCCGCAGUCUGCAGGGUUGACGGAGUUGAAGAGCGCAUGCUGCGGCGGCGGCGGCAGGUUCAACGCCGACGGUGGGUGCACCCCCAGCGCCGGCUACUGCGGCGACCGCGGCAGGUUCCUCUUCUGGGACUUCCUGCACCCUACGCAGGCCACCUCCAGGCUCGCCGGCCGAGCGUUCUUCGACGGGCCGGAGCGAUUCGUCGGCCCGAUCACCUUCAGGCAGCUGGCCGAGGCGUAGGGUCGUCUUUGUAUCAUUCCACGACAUGAGAGAGAAUCAAAUGUGGUUUUGUGUUUUUUGGGGCCGGUCCAAGUCAAAAUCCUGGUCUUUGCCUUUCGUGGCGGCGACAGUUUAACAACUGGCGCCAAUUGUCCAAAUUGGGUGUUGAUUAAUGAUUAAUGUGCUAUAUAUACA
This is a messenger RNA of Triticum aestivum (bread wheat), 1706 nucleotides long. Its product is annotated as GDSL esterase/lipase At5g55050-like. Bases 384 to 1532 code for a protein of 382 amino acids. The record is from RefSeq and is a predicted model, not a curated record. NCBI's taxonomy places the organism in Eukaryota, Viridiplantae, Streptophyta, Magnoliopsida, Poales, Poaceae. The transcript is spliced from 5 exons. Gene Ontology annotation, molecular function: hydrolase activity, acting on ester bonds.